Messenger RNA from Serpula lacrymans var. lacrymans S7.9, 546 nucleotides. RefSeq lists its product as uncharacterized. The record is from RefSeq and is a predicted model, not a curated record. The coding region runs from base 1 to 546 and encodes 181 amino acids. The transcript has 3 exons. NCBI's taxonomy places the organism in Eukaryota, Fungi, Basidiomycota, Agaricomycetes, Boletales, Serpulaceae.
AUGGCUCCCAGAGCGAAGAAAACCCCUAGUGCAAGGCAAAGAAAGUCAGUCACACCAACUGAUGAUGCAGGAGAUGCCGCUGUGAAGCAGAUCAAGAUUCAAUGGGAGAAAGAGCCGGUGAGGACACAGCAGCUGGUGGAUUAUCUCAAUGGUCACGAAGAGUAUAGAAUAGCUUUAUUUUCAGACUCUACAAAGGAGGCCAAGUCCCAAUAUUGUUGCAAGAUUAUUAACAAGUCCUCUGCAAGUAAAUCUGAUGUUUACAACAUCAUGAAGUAUAGCAAGGCUAUCAACAAUCACAUUGGAAACUUAAAAAACAAGUAUCAGGCUUUCAAUUGUGAACUUGGGGUAAUAGGCUCUGAUCUCUGUUAUGAUGAUGUUGAGACCAGCAGCCACCUCUGGAAUCUCAUCACAUGUGGCUCCUCAUCAGAGACUUCAAGUCUCAUGGAUCCUGACUUUGUUGGCACAGGCAAAGAGGAUGAUACACUGGAGCCCCUGACCCCUGAGGCCUACAGGAGUGGGGGGUGGGGGUGCCGGUUUAAGACAUGA